GUAUACAGUACGUUCUCACAUCUCUGCAACGCAAAGCCUCCUUCCUCUAGUUUCUCAUUCUUCUUCCUUUUGAUCAUCUUCAUACUCCUAGCUAGUUAUCAUCAUGGGUGUUUUCACUUAUGAGAAUCAGGUCACCUCCCCCGUCCCUCCAUCUAGGUUUUUCAAGGCCUUCGUCCUUGAUUCCGACCACCUUCUCCCAAAGAUUUUAAAGCACGGUAUUAAGGAAGUGAACGUGGAAAUCCUUGAAGGCAAUGGAGGGCCUGGAACCAUCAAAAAGAUUACGUUUCAUGAAGGCUACCACUUAAAAUUUUUGAAGCACAGGACCGAUGGGCUAGACAAGGAAAACUUCACAUACAAUUACAGCGUGGUUGAAGGCGGUCCUUUGUCGGAGACACUCGAGAAAGUCUCUUACGAGACCAAGUUGGUGGCUUCCCCUGAUGGAGGAACCAUCUACAAGAUCAGCAGCAAGUAUUAUACCAAAGAUAACACUGAGAUCAAGGAAGAGCAAAUCAAGGCUGAAGAAGAAAAGACCGCGGGGGUUUUCAAGGCAGUUGAAGGCUACCUCUUGGCAAAUCCUGAUGCUUACAACUAAAGCGAGCUAGCUGCUUAAUUCAUUAUUGCAUGUUUAUCCCCUCCUUUAACUAUAUAUAUAUAGUUAGAGGUGUGGCUUUCAUGCAUGCAUGUGUAUUUCUGUCUUCUAAAAACUGCCUCGAGGCCUUCUAAUAAGUGUUUGCUGUGCGUUUGGAUAUAUUCACUUUGCCUUUGAUGUUCCCUGUCGAUUGAAAUAAUAUUGUACCUGUUUUAUUAAUAAAAAUCGUUUCGUAAUCAA
Molecule: messenger RNA, 829 nt
Organism: Alnus glutinosa
Lineage: Eukaryota; Viridiplantae; Streptophyta; Magnoliopsida; Fagales; Betulaceae
Product: major allergen Pru ar 1-like
Exons: 2
Coding region: 104-592 (162 amino acids)
Biological process (GO): defense response; abscisic acid-activated signaling pathway
Cellular component (GO): nucleus; cytoplasm
Molecular function (GO): abscisic acid binding; signaling receptor activity; protein phosphatase inhibitor activity
Source: RefSeq, a predicted model, not a curated record